Aspergillus clavatus NRRL 1 is the source of this 1185-nucleotide messenger RNA. It is a transcript of the gene och3, whose product is annotated as glycosyltransferase family 32 protein. Gene Ontology annotation, molecular function: alpha-1,6-mannosyltransferase activity. The transcript has 4 exons. Gene Ontology annotation, cellular component: mannan polymerase complex. Gene Ontology annotation, biological process: protein N-linked glycosylation. NCBI's taxonomy places the organism in Eukaryota, Fungi, Ascomycota, Eurotiomycetes, Eurotiales, Aspergillaceae. Bases 1 to 1185 code for a protein of 394 amino acids. The record is from RefSeq and is a predicted model, not a curated record.
AUGCCGCCACGCUGGCGCUUCAAGAGACAGGUCAUUGUCUCGGGGGUUGUGUUGUUAGCUGUGAUAUGGCUACUGCUCGUCCUGCAGGAGCAGCCCCCAGUCAUCGAGGAUCAAGAAUUCUUGCUGGCGAAAUAUGUCCAUUCGCAGGAAGGAAAAGGAGGCGCAUGGUAUAUACCCAAUUCAUGGCUUGAGGACACCACCUCGCCACCCCAAACAAUCGUCGAGGCAGCCAAACUCGCCUCGCGGCGAGCCCAGGCGCUCCCCCAGCGACAGCUCCCCUACUCCGCCAUCCCGCUCAUCGUCCACCAAACGUGGAAAAACACGCAGCCAGAGACAUGGUCGCCGGCCGUCCGCCACAGCACGGAGCAGUGGCUCCGCGCCGUGGAAACAGACGGCAUGGCGUACUUCCUCUGGGACGACGAGGGGAUCAAGCAGUUCAUGCUCACCUUCGAACCCGCCCUGCAAACGCAGUUCUACGCUCUAUCUAGCAACGUCGAGCGCACGGAUGUCUUCCGCAUCCUUGUGUCUAAAUGGAUCGGCGGCGUCUAUGGGGACAUGGACACCGAGCCGCUGCGCAACCCAGCGCACUGGAUCGACGCAACAGACAUUCAGCCGUGGCAAGAUCCCCGGACCAACGCGACCUACAACUCCACCGCGUCUGUGCGCGCGAUCAUCGGCCUAGAGGCAGACUGCCCGCCGGACGGCGACAGCUACUGGCGCAUGGGCUACACCUACCCCGUGCAGCUGACGCAGUGGUCGUUCGCGUGGGCGCCGGGCCACCCGAUCCUGCAGCGGUUCGUGGAGACGUGGUCGGCGCGGAUGAGGCGGAUGUCGAGCGGCGCGGGCAUGCGCGACUGGGACCCGCUGAUGCUGACGGGGCCGGCGGCGUUCACGGAGGCCGUACAGGGCGUGUUGAACGAGACUGCUGGGCUGCGGUGGAAUGCGCUGACGGGGCUGGAGGACGGGGGGCGGAGUUGUCUCGUGCUCGUUGCUGAUGAAGCGGAUAGUCCCGGGCGAGGGAAGUACGGUAACAUGGGGUCGAAACCUCUCACGGAUCCGUCGGCGCGGUUACUGCACCGGGCGCAGGGCUCGUGGAGGAAGUUUGAUUUGGUGGUGGAGUAUGGCAAGUUCUGUCGGACGGUGUUUGGGCGGUGCAGGGGAUGGACGAAGGUGCCUCAUUCUUGA